Messenger RNA from Paraphaeosphaeria sporulosa, 771 nucleotides. RefSeq lists its product as uncharacterized. Gene Ontology annotation, cellular component: cytosol; spliceosomal complex. The record is from RefSeq and is a predicted model, not a curated record. The transcript is spliced from 2 exons. Lineage: Eukaryota; Fungi; Ascomycota; Dothideomycetes; Pleosporales; Didymosphaeriaceae. Gene Ontology annotation, biological process: mRNA cis splicing, via spliceosome. Bases 1 to 771 code for a protein of 256 amino acids.
AUGUCGUCCCUCAGACUCCUCACCACGGCACCCAAAUCAGACGACUUCACCCCACUACAAGAGCACCAACAGCAGACGCCCUCGACCUUCUUCGGCGCAAAGCCCGUCCUUUACGUCCACCAAACAGGUCUCAACAUCUCCGCUUCAAAGGCCAAACUCCAGUCAGACGAUGCAUUCGCCAAGUUCAGCUCCGAGCCCGAAGGCGCGAGUGAGGAUGAUGUGCUCGUGAGGGACGUCGAGGCGUGGGUAAACUCAGAAAACCUCAUCCUCUUCCAAAAAGCACCAAAUCCCACCGGCGUUUCGAUCCCCUACCCCUCGAUUGCGCUCCACGGCAUCACAAAGAAGAACGGUGUUGAAGCCCUCCUCAUGAACCUCUCCCUCAACGACGCCGAGACCGUAAAUGCAGACGAAGACAUCGACGUCCUCGAAAUCAUCCUCCUCCCGCAUAGCCACCAUGCCGACACCUCGCAGACCUCGCCCGUCCAAGAGAUCUUCGCUGCCAUGAACACAUGCGCGGAUCUGCAUCCUGAUCCGGAAGAUGGUGAGGAGGCUGCACCGGAUCUGAGUGAGCCUGGCGCGACGGGCUGGAUUACUGCGGACAACAUGGACGAAUUUGUGGAUGAGGAUGGCAAUUUCAAGGGGGGUAUGGUUAUUGGCGGCGAGGAGUUGGGACCUGGAGCGGGCACUGUGAGGCCGAGGGAGGGUGAUGAGGAAGAGAGUGCGACCAAUGGCGUGAAUGGUCACGAGGAGAAGUAUCAGAGGACGGGAUAG